Messenger RNA from Ananas comosus (pineapple), 3975 nucleotides. RefSeq names its product probable leucine-rich repeat receptor-like protein kinase At1g35710. NCBI's taxonomy places the organism in Eukaryota, Viridiplantae, Streptophyta, Magnoliopsida, Poales, Bromeliaceae. The coding region runs from base 65 to 3754 and encodes 1229 amino acids. The transcript has 2 exons. The record is from RefSeq and is a predicted model, not a curated record. Gene Ontology annotation, molecular function: protein binding; protein kinase activity; ATP binding. Gene Ontology annotation, biological process: protein phosphorylation.
CAACUCCCGAGUCCCGAGUCCCCAGUCCCGAGUCCCGACUCAUCAUCUCCACACUAACUCGGCCAUGAAACGUCCCCUCCCCAAGCUCUCCAUCCGCCUCUUUCGCAUCGUCGUCGUCUUCUUCUUCUUCUUCUUCUUCUUAUCCAUUUCCACCGGGAAAGCGCUUUCGGAAGCAGAGGCGCUUCUGAAAUGGAAAGCCAGCUUGUACGAACCGCAAUCGCUUUCGUCGUGGUCCCUUUCCAACAACGCAUCUGCCGCCCCGUGCCGCUGGGCCGGCGUGCGGUGCGACGCCGCGGGCGAAUCCGUCGUGGAGCUCAGCCUCCCCAACUCCAACCUCAACGGCACGCUCGACGCGCUCGACUUCGCCUCGCUCCCCAACCUCACCGCCCUCGACCUCAGCAACAACCUGCUGCAGGGCUCCGUCCCCGCCAGCAUCUCCUCGCCCGCCCGUCUCACUCGCUUGGACCUCGGCAGCAACGGUUUCGUCGGUCCGAUCCCCCCGGAGAUCGGGCGGCUCUCUGAGCUCCUCGACCUCCGUCUCUACAACAACAACCUCGCCGGGCCCAUCCCCUUCCAGCUCAGCUACCUCCCCAAGGUGCGCUACUUUGACCUCGGCUCGAAUUACUUGGCAAAUCCGGACUACCAAAAAUUCUCGGCCAUGCCUUCCGUGACGCAUCUCUCCCUGUUCCUCAACUCCUUAACAAUGCAGUUCCCGCGGUUCAUCCUCAACUGCACGAACCUCACUUACCUCGAUCUCUCGCAAAACGCAUUCUCGGGCCCUAUACCGGAUUCGAUUGCCACGGAUUUACCCCAUCUUGAGUACCUCAACCUCACCUACAAUAGCUUCGCCGGAAACAUUCCGGCGUCCCUCACCAAGCUUUCGCGGCUCCGGGACCUGCGUCUCGGGGCCAACAAUCUCACCGGCGGGAUACCCCCGGUGCUCGGGUCCAUCUCCACCCUCCGAAUUCUCGAGCUCUUUAGCAAUUCUUUACCCGGGCCGAUCCCCGCGUCCCUCGGCCGCCUCGGAUUGCUCCAACGCCUGGACCUUCACUCUGCCGGAUUGAACUCCACCGUUCCGCAAGACCUGAGCCUCUGUACUGACCUCAACUUCAUAGACUUAUCCAACAACCUUCUCACGGGCGAGCUGCCCAAGUCCUUUUCGAACCUCACGAAAAUGAGGGAGUUCGGCAUUUCGACCAAUUUGCUCUCCGGCGGGAUCCCGCCGGACCUGUUCACAAACUGGCCCGAGCUCAUCUCCUUUCAGAUACAAAACAACAUGUUCGCCGGGCCGAUCCCGCCGGAGAUCGGAUCAGCAACAAAACUCCUAUUUCUUUUUCUCUAUAACAACAACCUUUCCCGCGUGAUCCCGCUGGAGAUCGGGAAUUUGGUUACCUUGACGCAUUUGGAUCUUUCGGUGAACCAGCUCACCGGUCCGAUCCCUCGUACUAUCGGAAAUCUCAAGCAACUCGGAGUUUUAGCACUCUUCUACAACAACCUUACAGGUUCAAUACCGGAAGAGAUUGGGAACUUGACGGCGCUAACCUUGUUAGAUAUAAACACCAACCAACUAGAAGGCGAAUUGCCGACAUCGAUUUCGAAGCUCCCAAAUCUCGCGACCCUCUCGGUGUUCAACAACAAUCUCACCGGCAGAAUCCCUGCAGACCUCGGAGUGAACAAUCUGCAGUUAACAAACAUCAGCUUCUCGAACAACAGCUUCACGGGGGAGCUGCCGCAGAGCUUGUGCAGCAGCUUGGCGCUGGAGUACUUAACCGCGAACAACAACAACUUCUCAGGCCAGCUGCCGCUGUGCCUGCGUAACUGCUCGAAACUGAUUCGCGUUCGGCUGGAGCACAACCACUUUGCUGGUGACAUAUCAGAGGCCUUCGGAGUCCACCCGGAUCUUCUGUACCUGGAUCUCACUGGAAAUGGAUUGACCGGCACGAUUUCGUCCGACUGGGGGGAGUGUAAGAAUCUGACUUACUUGCACUUGGAUGGUAAUAGCAUAUCAGGUGAAAUUCCUGCAUCAAUUGGCGGCAUGACCAAUAUGCAGGAUCUCAGCCUAAGUUCCAACCUCUUGACAGGGUCCAUUCCGCCCGAAUUGGGACAGCUCAAGUUCUUGUACAAACUCAAUCUGAGUGAUAAUAUGCUAACAGGUCUAAUCCCUUCCCAUUUGGGCAACAUCAAUCGAUUACAAUCCCUCGAUCUAUCAGCGAACAAGCUCACAGGCCCCAUUCCGCCCGAACUUGGCAAUUCGAAUCAGCUUUUGCUGCUCGAUUUGAGCAAAAAUGGGUUAUCAGGAGGUAUACCAUAUCAGAUUGGGAACUUGGUUCUGCUGCAAAUUUUGUUGGAUUUGAGCAGCAAUUCGCUCUCCGGGCCGAUCCCGUCGAAUCUCGGUAUGCUAUCUGCGCUUCAGAAGCUUAAUGUCUCGCACAACGACCUGUCGGGUCAAAUCCCGGCCACAUUUUCGAACAUGUUCAGCCUUGACUCCGUCGAUUUCUCAUACAACCGGCUCAGCGGCGCGAUUCCGGCCGGAAGCGCUUUUCGGAAUGCAACUUCUGCAGCCUAUGUCGGGAAUCUUGGCUUGUGUGGAAAUGUUCAGGGCCUAGCUUCAUGCCAAUCCGCUUCCUCCAGCAGUAGUUCUCACAAGCACCACCGGAGAAUAUUGGUCGUUGCGAUUGUUGUCCCCGUUGUGGCAAUGUUGGUCUUAGCAAUCACAGUUGUGACGGUCAUAUUAUUAUGCAGAAAAGGAGCUAAAGAACAUCUAGAGAUAGAGAGUGUGACCAAGGACAUAUCGGAAUCAUUGAUAUGGGAAAGAGAGGGUAAGUUUACAUUUUUGGACAUUAUGAACGCCACAGAUAACUUCAAUGAGGUCUACUGCAUAGGCAAAGGAGGCUUUGGUAGCGUCUACAAAGCCGAGCUCCCGGCGGGCCAAGUGGUCGCCGUGAAACGCCUCCAGGUGACCGAACCGGGCGAUUUAUCCGAGAUCAGCAAGAAGAGCUUCGAGAACGAGAUCCGCGCCCUCACUGAAGUGCGGCAUCGGAACAUUGUGAAGCUUCACGGGUUCUGCAUGAGGAGCGGGCGCAUGUACUUGGUGUAUGAGUACGUUGAGAAGGGUAGUCUGGGAAAAGUGCUUUAUAGUGAGGAAGGGGGUAAGAAGCUAAACUGGGCCAUGAGGGUGAAGGUGAUUCAGGGUGUGGCCCAUGCUUUGGCCUAUCUGCACCAUGAUUGUAGCCCGCCGAUAGUUCACCGCGACAUCUCAGCGAACAACAUCUUACUGGAGUCCGAAUACGAGCCGCGGAUAUCAGAUUUUGGCACCGCCAAGAUGCUUGAGCCGGGUUCCACUACGUGGACAUCGGUUGCCGGAUCCUAUGGCUAUAUGGCUCCAGAGUUGGCCUAUACUAUGAAGGUCACGGAAAAAUGCGAUGUAUACAGCUUCGGAGUCGUAGCACUAGAAGUUAUGAUGGGGAAGCACCCGGGGGAGCUCAUUUCGUCCCUGCCGUCCAUUUCUUCAUCCGAAGGCAGCGAUCUUUUACUGAAAGACGUACUGGACCAACGGUUGCUCCCUCCGACCGGACAGUUAGCUCAGGAGGUGGUGUUCAUCGUUAAGAUCGCGCUCGCAUGCACCCGCACCGCCCCAGACUCCCGGCCUUCCAUGCGGUCGGUCGCCCAGGAGAUCUCCGCACGCACGCAGGCCUACCUUGCGGAGCCGUUUCGGACCAUCACGAUUAGUAAAUUGACUGAUUACCAAAAAUGAUUCAAUAAAAUUGGAGUGUUUUCUAUCUUUUGGAGGAAUCAUGCAUUAAUUAAAGGCUAAUAUUAUAUGCAUUCGGCCCAUGAAAUUUUGUAAGUUCCAUUGCUUAUUCAAGUAUACUUGUUGUACAGUUCCUUUUUUUUUUUUUUGUAUUUGAAGAUACUUAAUUUGAUGUGAUAUAUGACUGGAAUUAUGCAUGUAAGAACUUUCAGAACUAGCAAUAA